Molecule: messenger RNA, 459 nt
Organism: Zychaea mexicana
Lineage: Eukaryota; Fungi; Mucoromycota; Mucoromycetes; Mucorales; Lichtheimiaceae
Product: Tim17/Tim22/Tim23/Pmp24 family-domain-containing protein
Exons: 3
Coding region: 1-459 (152 amino acids)
Biological process (GO): mitochondrial respiratory chain complex I assembly
Source: RefSeq, a predicted model, not a curated record
AUGACCGCGCACGAUAACAAGGAUUGCCUCUACGAAGCCGGCAAGAACACCCUCAUUGCCGGUUCGCUCGGUCUUGUUGUUUCUGCCAUGCAGAACACCGUACAAAAGCACAAGGAAGGCGCCAAAGGUGUCUUUACGAGAACUGGUGGCACCGUCGCGCUCUUCGCUGCAAUGGGUGGUAUUUUCUCCAUUACCGAAUGUGCUGCAAAGAGCGUUCGUGGUGAAGACGAUGCAGUGAACGCUGGUAUUGCCGGUUGUGCUGCUGGUUUGGCCGCCGGUGUCAAGACCCACUCGAUCGCCAAAAUGUGCGCUGCUUGUGCUGGUGUUGGUGCUACGAUGUUUGCAUACGAAUACUCUGGUGAAAUGAAGGGCGCUUUGUCAGGCAAGACGUUGCAGGAGCGAAAGGAAGUCAGAGAUUCGUUUUUCAAGGGCUACAAGAAGGCUGAAGAAGAAGCAUAA